AUGCACUUCAAUUCAAGAUUACAAUUUUCAAGUGAUAACAUUCGAAAAGAUAAAGAAGUGAUAUUGGCAGCUGUAAAAAACAGUGAAAAAGUAUGGAGAUUUGUUCCUCUAGAAAUUAAAAGAGACGACGAAUUUGCUUUGGAGAUGGCUCAACAGAAUGGAUUGGUGUUAUCUUAUGCGCUGUCAUACAUUAUAAUCAACAGAGAAAUUGUUUUAGCUGCUGUCAAACAAAAUGGUGAAGCAUUGCAGUAUGCUGAGAGCGAUUUGAAAAAAGACAAGGAAAUUGUGAUGGAAGCAAUCAAACAAAAUAGGAAGGCAUUUCAAUACGUUCCAAAAGUAUUGCUGUCAGAUUGUGAAUUCAUGUUGACAGCUCUCAAGUUAAUUUCUCCAGAAUUUGAAUAUUUGAAUUGUGUUGACUAUUCACAAAAAGAAAUCAUGAUGAAACUUGUUCAAGAAAAUGGAAUGUUACUUGAAUUUGCAAGUGAUGAACUCAAGAAUGAUCGAGAUAUUGUGUUUAAUGCAGUCAAAAAUAGUAUCCACUCCUUCAGUCAUGGAUCUGAUGAUGUGAAGAAUAAUCGAGUAUUUGCAUUUAAGGCAGCUAAUACGGAUGGUUAUGCAUUGAAAUAUGUCUCUGAUGAAUUGAAAAGAGACAAACAACUUGUAUUGAAUGCUGUUAGACAGAAUGGUUAUGCUCUUACGUUUGCAUCAGAAGAAUUGAAGAAUGACAAAGAAGUCGUGUUGACCGCUGUCAAACAGCUUUAUAUUGCUUUUCUUUUUGCAUCUAAUGAAUUGAAGAAUGACAAAGAGGUUGUAUCGACAGCUGUUAGACAAAAUGAUAAAGCCCUUUGCUUUGCGUCGGAUGAAAUGAAAAAUGAUAGAGAUGUUGUGUUGGCAGCUGUCAGACAUUUUGGUAAUGCUCUCAGGUUUGCAAGUGACGAGAUGAAAAGUGAUCGAGAAGUUGUUUUGGAAGCAAUCAGACAUGGAGGUUCUCUGGAAAAUGCUUCUCGAGAACUUUUAAAUGACAAACAAUUCUUAUUAGAAGUGUUGAAGUGUGGAGAACCUUCUAUUACCCGCUAUGUGACAAUAGAAAUUGCUGAUGAUAAGGAAAUUAUAUUGAAAGCAGUGAAGAAUAAUGGAUAUGCAUUACAUUACACAUGCAAAGAGUUACAAAAAGAUUCUGAACUUGUGAUGGAAGCUCUUAAAUGCAAUGGAUAUGUGUUGGAGUACAGUGAUGAAUUAUAUCAAACAAGAAUGCUACAUUCUUAUCAUGGCUUAUUUGGGAAGUAA
This is a messenger RNA of Naegleria fowleri, 1287 nucleotides long. RefSeq lists its product as uncharacterized. The transcript has 2 exons. NCBI's taxonomy places the organism in Eukaryota, Heterolobosea, Eutetramitea, Acrasida, Naegleriidae. The record is from RefSeq and is a predicted model, not a curated record. Bases 1 to 1287 code for a protein of 428 amino acids.